This is a messenger RNA of Camellia sinensis, 785 nucleotides long. The record is from RefSeq and is a predicted model, not a curated record. Lineage: Eukaryota; Viridiplantae; Streptophyta; Magnoliopsida; Ericales; Theaceae.
AUGGCUGAAAGUCAUUGUCAAUGGAUGGAGAUGGUGGCUGAUCGGCCGCCAGAGAUAGUAGUUGAAGGUGGUUUUCAAGAAAAGGUGGUGGCCAAAGGUAGUUAUCGCCAGUGGUCGAGUUCGGUGAUUCAUCUCGGGAUUGCGAUUUCGAGGUUCAAUUUUGAGCACAGCUCUGUGAUUUAUCUCCAUGGAUUUGGAACUCUUCGUCUUCUUCGAUCAGAGGUUUGUCCCAUAUGCUCCAUAAAAGUUGUGAGCAACAUGUUAAGUCAUAUCACUCUGCAACAUGGACAUUUAUUCAAGAUGCAGAGACGUCGCAGAUUACGUAGAGUUGCGAUUCCCAACAGUCAGGCACUUUCUCUCUUGGGAAGGGAUCUUCGUGAGGCGCAUCUGCAGGUUCUUUUAGGAGGUAGUGGAUAUCGAUCAAGCAAUGCAAAUUCAUCUAAUGCAGUUAAUGAUCCAUUCAUUUCCUCUCUUAUUUUGAAUUUCCCUUCAUCUAAAUCAAAAGACAUUUUGAAAUCCGUGUUAUCCAGUGCUGAUGACAGUUCCGUUAAGAGUGUGACAUCAUCGCCUAUAUGGAAAGCAAGUUUUGAUCCAUCAUUGAGUUAUGAAAAGCGGGAAAAAAGAAAGAGACAGGCUGCCGAAAGAGUUGUUUUUCUCCAGGAUCUGCUAGUCUCAACUCUGUUAGACGACUAGUGAAGCAGCAGUAAGUUGAUAUAGAAUAGCUAUAAAAUUGAGUAAUUAAGUGAUCAUGAUUAGGGGCAAUUUGGGUAUGGUCUCGCAUUGUU